This is a messenger RNA of Cryptococcus wingfieldii CBS 7118, 1488 nucleotides long. RefSeq names its product lipid particle protein. The coding region runs from base 1 to 1488 and encodes 495 amino acids. Lineage: Eukaryota; Fungi; Basidiomycota; Tremellomycetes; Tremellales; Cryptococcaceae. The transcript has 12 exons. The record is from RefSeq and is a predicted model, not a curated record.
AUGCCCAAAGACGUGCAUCUCGUACUCCUCGUCCAUGGCCUGUGGGGCUCACCGGCGCACAUGGCUGUAGCAGCCCACGAGCUCGAAGCGGCGUACCGUGCCACCCAGCCUUCUGUUUCUUCAGUCAGGUCCAAGUCUUUCUCGGCUUCUGGUCCAGAGGAGGACCCGGUUGUCACCGAGAAGAUUGAAGGAGGGCAGCAAAACGAAGACUUGGUUAUCAUGAUAGCAGGAGGCAUGUCGGCGCAGCUGACUUAUGACGGUGUGGACGUAUGUGCCAGUCGUGUCGCUUGGGAGGUUGAUCAGAAGAUACAGGAGCUCGAAGACGAAGGGUGCAACGUGACCAAAUUCAGUGUCACAGGGUACUCGCUCGGUGGACGCGCGUGCACCGCAGUGGUCUCUAGGUACCUCAUUGGUCUUCUUCACUCUCGUUCCCCAUCAUUCUUUGAACGACACCGGCCGGUCUCUUUCGCGACUCUAUCCACGCCCCACUAUGGUGUACCCCGCUACAACACAUUCCUUUCGACAACAUUAUGCUGGCUCGGCGCCCGGAUCCUCUCUCGCUCUGGUGAACAACUCUACGUCACUGACCGUUACUCGGAUGAAGACCCUCGGCCAUUGUUGGAAAUCAUGGCAGACCCUCGCUCGGUCUUCUAUACCGGCUUGGAACAAUUCGAGAGGCGGGCGAUCUUUGCAGCCGCCAUCAACGACAACUCUGUCCCCUACCCCUCUGCCUCAAUCUCCCCUGUGGACCAUUUCUCCCAAUGGGCCCAAACAGGUAUACAAGUCGACGCCAACGAAGCUGGCUUCAUUAGACGGUGGUGGGUUGAAAAGGAGGAGGCAAAAGGCGAUCAGGUAGUCAGAAUGGCAGGAAAGAAGUCGAAGGGGCGAAGCUUGAGUGAUAGAAUUGGUGUGUUGCCACCUGUCUUGAGGUACCGGUUCCCAUUCAAUUAUAUCAUACUGCUCCUUUUCCCGAUCAUGCUUCCUAUCAUCAUCCUCCUGAUACUUGCGCGCCAAUCGCUGGACACUUCCCGAUCUCGGAACCGCCUUCAACGUUUGGCCCGCGCCUCCUCAACUGCCACUCCGUCUGCUAUCCCCUCAUCCCACGGUCUCUCCAUUCAACACCUCCGUGAACUCAUCCGCCGCGUUGAGCACUCACUCGAAGCUGAUAUCAUACAAUCAUCCUCCGGCCCCUCCCUUUCUCCAUCCGAAGUGAAGGAGAUGGAGGCAGAAUUACGAAAAGUGAGAGAGGAGGGUGACGAAGGUGAGGCGAGUGUGCAAGUGAUUUUGAAGGAGAGUCAGGCGAGGAUGUGUGUUUGGUUGAAUGGACUGGGAUUUGACAAGUAUCUGGUGUGGUGGCCGGAGAUUUCGAAUGCACAUGCGACAGCUGUCGUCAGGGAUCUCGACAUUCAGCCCGCCCAUGAGCGUGGGCGUGGCAUGCUCAAAUUCUGGGCACAAGUCGUCCUUGGUCAAGCCACAGAGAUCGUAUAG